Entamoeba invadens IP1 is the source of this 1785-nucleotide messenger RNA. RefSeq names its product guanine nucleotide exchange factor, putative. Gene Ontology annotation, molecular function: guanyl-nucleotide exchange factor activity. Gene Ontology annotation, biological process: positive regulation of GTPase activity; Ras protein signal transduction. The transcript has a single exon. The coding region runs from base 1 to 1785 and encodes 594 amino acids. The record is from RefSeq and is a predicted model, not a curated record. Gene Ontology annotation, cellular component: plasma membrane. NCBI's taxonomy places the organism in Eukaryota, Evosea, Mastigamoebida, Endamoebidae.
AUGUCGAAAUGCGCUCACCGUCUAGUUGCCCAAACCCAAUGCCCGAAAUGUAAACAGCAAAUGUGUGUUGAAUGUUUUGCGAAUUCUGUCAAGGAGAACAUGAAAUGUCCAAGUUGCCAAGCGGAUUUAACAGUUGCUUAUAUUUUAGACCUAUGUAGUAAGGACGCAAUUUUGAGUUCCCAUUCCCUUAAAAUUCAAAUGUCUUCGAAAAGCAUUCAAGGGGUUCGCAAAAGGGGUUCAAUCAUAAUAAACCCGGACUUUUCCAAAAUUCCAGAAUUCUCCAAACUUCCUGAAUCGCCUCGUGGUGAUAUUAAAACAAAGAGUGUGCUUUCCUCAAAUAGCGAUGUGACUAUUUUCGUUGACGAAAAUAGUUACCGACCCGACCCACACCAUGCCAUCUUUGAAAAUCCAGACUCCCCAGAAUUCAUCACUUACACAAAAGAAAAGGGUUGGGAUUUUAAAAUCAUUCAAACUGCAACAUUAGAAAAAAUGGUUGAAGUGAUCACACGACCUUCUAUGGAAGAUCCUUACUUUGCGGAGUGUUUAGUAUUCGGCUACCCGACGGUAACCACAAAAGAGGAGUUAUUAAGUGUUUUAAUGAAACGAUUUAAUCCCGCAAUUCCCGAUAAAAUGGGGUGGGACGACUUUUUAAAAUCAUAUCUUGCGCCUAUUAGAAUGAAAGUGAUGGGCUUUGUGAGGAGUUGGGUGAAGUGGCGAUUUAUAGACUUUGAGGACGUCGACAUGCGGUCGAACUUAGAGACAUUAGUUUCAAUGUACGAAGCUUUCAAGCCAAAGAUGGCGCGAUUUAUGCGGGAAUUCAUCGACAAGCAAGACGCGAAGUUUCAACAAAAGAAUUUGAGUUCUACGACAAACUCGGAUGCAAAAGUGAAGGUUGUUGGCGAGCUUAAACGUGUGAAAGACUUAGAGGAGGUGCAUCCAUUGUUUUGUUAUUCAGUGAGAGAUGUUGCUCGACAUAUCACCGUAGUUCAAUUUGAGUUGUUUAGAAAGAUUCCCGUUGAGGAGUUAUUAUCACAGUGUUGGAUGAAAAAGGAUAACAAAACUUUAACACCAAACAUCGUCGCGAUGAUUCAAAUGACAAACAAAAUAUCGUAUUUAGUCCAAAACAUGAUUCUCUCGUUCGAGAAAUUGUCCCAUCGGAUUUUUGCAGUCGAAUAUUUUGUGAGAGUGGCGGAGGUGCUAAAACAGGUGCACAACUUCGACGGGUUUAAAGCAGUUGUGGCGGCGUUGGACUCUUCAGCAGUGUUCCGACUGAAAGAUACACGAGAAGGCCUCUCCGAGGAGGUCAAACGCCUUUUGGACGAAUUCAAUGGACUUGUGAAUUACGAGUCAAACUUCAAAAAGCUGCGAGACAUCACUGCGGUAUGUGAAGCUCCUGUUAUCCCAUUUUUGGGGUCCACUCUCGGUGAUUUAGUUUUCACUAAAGAGAACGAAAAAAGUGAGAAUGGGCAAUUGAAAUUAAUUAACUUCUUUAGAGUGAGGACGUACGGCUCGAUGCUCAAAGAAAUUGUGAUGAAGCAAGACGCGGCUUUUGAGUUUGGGCAAUCCCCCGAAGUUCAUGCGGUGCUUGAGAAAAUCCAAAUAAUAGACAACGAGGAUCAACUCUUUCAAUUAUCGACAAAGCUGGAAACACCCCGUUCAGGUGAAGCGUCAAAAGAAGAGAAGAAAAAGAUAUCAAAAGCAAGAGACGUGGCGGACAAACUAUGGAAGAAGUCUAAUUCGUAUUUUAGAAAAACUCUCAUUGGUGGGUUGAUAUCUUUGAAAUAA